Cyprinodon tularosa is the source of this 2326-nucleotide messenger RNA. It is a transcript of the gene arhgef33, whose product is annotated as Rho guanine nucleotide exchange factor (GEF) 33. The record is from RefSeq and is a predicted model, not a curated record. The transcript has 12 exons. NCBI's taxonomy places the organism in Eukaryota, Metazoa, Chordata, Actinopteri, Cyprinodontiformes, Cyprinodontidae. Gene Ontology annotation, molecular function: guanyl-nucleotide exchange factor activity. Bases 108 to 1955 code for a protein of 615 amino acids.
CCUUUCAUUCUGGUUUAUGUUUACAUGUCACAGCCUCCACGUCCGACCAGGAGGCUCAGCAGCAGAAAUCUCCUACAUGGGGAGAGAAGACCAACAGCAGAGAUCAGAUGGAAAUAUCAAACAAUCAAACUGAAAACAACAAGCGACAAAGAGCUGCCCUGGAGCUGUUGGAGUCCGAGAGAGUCUAUGUAUCCCAUCUGUCGCUGUUACUGAAGGCUAACAUCUCCUUCAACGGAUCAGAAGCUCUCACUACCAAAGACAAACGUCCUUUUCCCAGCUCCUUAAGGUUUUUGAUCCAGCAGCACUUGGAGCUCCUUCACACUCUGCAGGAGCGGGUGCUCAGGUGUCAAUGGCAAGGCAUCAUGGGAGAUGUUUUUAUGAGGCUCACCAGCAAAGAAAGUGAUUUUCUGGACUUCUACGUGUCCUAUCUGAAGGAGCUUCCAGACUGUCUGUCUGUUGUCACCAUGCUGGCCUCCAGCUCCAUGAAGUCCUGUGCUUUUGUGGAGUGUGACAUAGUGGGUGAUGAUUCCAGACCUUCCCUUUACACUCUGCUCCUUCAACCUGUCCAGAGGAUCCCUGAAUACCUGCUGCUGCUACAGGGACUGCUUAGGCAGACAGAUGCAGAUCAUCCAGACUACUACUUGCUGCUGGUGUGCGUCCAACAGUUCAGGUCCUUCACUGCUCAGUACCACCACCUUCUUCAGCACAACCAGGAGCUUCUACUGCUUAACCGCAAGGAGGUACAGAGCAGGUCCAACAUGAAGCAACUAUUAAAGACGGUGGAUGGUGGGAUUCAAACCAACAACAUUGGGUCACCUUACCCUGGCAGUAAUGCAAUGUUGGAACACACUAACAUGGUGAAGCGCCGAAAGCAGUGUCUCCUGGAGCAGAUUCAGUCCCACCGCUUCCAGGACUGGGAUCACAGCCAAAACCCUCAGAGCCACAGUUAUAAUGCAGAGUGGCCAUCCCAGACAUCAUUUUUCAGCCACAAUCUGGACUCAAGGAAUCCUAAACAAUUGGGUCUUGGCAGCAUCCCGGAGACUGAGAGAUCAGAGAGGUCAUGUCAGCACAAUCUGCCCUCCAGACCGGCUGAAUUUCGUCACGUUCAGCCCGGCUCAGCCUUGGCUGAUGCCCUUGGGGAGUUCCUCCUUCCUCCAGACCCCCCGGGGAUGGAGAGCCUCUACGACGAGGAUAGGGUCUCACUUCAUGAUACGUCUCUGUUCGACCGCUGUUCAUCUGCAUCCUCGGACUCCUCCAUUGACAUCGCCUUCGUGAAGGUCCCUAAAGCCCCCCAUGGAUCACAGCAUGCGGUGGCGAUGAAUGUGCCGACCAACAGAGAUGUGUUUGGUAAUGGAGGAAGCCAGGGUAAUGGUUACAGCCAACUGUCCAACCGGGUAUGUGUGUCACCAGAUGAAGCUAUAAUGACACGCCGCAAUCUCCAUCGACCCCUACAGGCUAGCCAGCGCAAGAGUAAGUCGCUGAAUGGUCUGCAAAUGGAGAACACUGUGAGUGGCGCCGAUGUGGGGCCUCUUUCAGACCACCUUCAAAGAGUGGGACUGGGAAGCCACGCCAAGCUGGAGCGGCAGGGCAGUAAGGGCAGUAAAUGUUCCACCCCAUCCCACAAAGUCCACAGUCCCCUGGGAAACACGGACAAACAGAGUUCAGAUCUUCAUGGACUGCUCAGCAUUGAGUCGAACAUCCAGUCAUGGGGUGACGAGUCAAAGUGGAGGAGCGGGACAGAGGAGAACAAUCACACCCCCUUCAGUGAGAGAAGUCGUAAGGACAAGGGAGGCUUCAGGAGCUCGUUCAAGAAACUCUUCAAGAAGAAGAGUACUGAUGACAAGAAGGAGAAGGGAGGAGAAAAGACACCAGAAAGUCAAACUGUGGAGCAUGAAACACCAAUGAAGACUCCCAAACUGGUUCAUCUGGAGAUGAAUCGUGGGACAGCCGUAUAAUUUGUGUUUUGCUGGAAUCCAUCAGCAGCUUUCCAGAAUAAAUAAAGCCUUCAGACUGAGAGAAGUCCCUUGUUCAAAUCAUAGUGAUGCUAAAGCACCACAUAAUAUCUAGUUUUUUGUUUUUAGUCUUUGGCUUCAAAAAACAUGGAGGAAUUUAAAAGCCUUUCAAACCCAGAGUCUAGAUUUUUGUCAUUUUGCUCCACUAGACAUAUAGCACCACCUCAAUAGAGACUUGUGCUGGUGAAGGACCAUCUAACCAUCCAGUUAACUAAACCAACCAGUUACUUCAUAACAUAAUGUCUUUAAUGGCCUCUACUAGGCGCCAAGGAACAGUUUAAAAUGCUCUUUGGUUAAAUUAGAAAAAAAAAAAA